Messenger RNA from Onychostoma macrolepis, 4296 nucleotides. RefSeq names its product SLIT and NTRK-like family, member 3a (gene slitrk3a). The transcript is spliced from 3 exons. Gene Ontology annotation, cellular component: postsynaptic density membrane; GABA-ergic synapse. The coding region runs from base 937 to 3549 and encodes 870 amino acids. NCBI's taxonomy places the organism in Eukaryota, Metazoa, Chordata, Actinopteri, Cypriniformes, Cyprinidae. Gene Ontology annotation, biological process: axonogenesis; positive regulation of synapse assembly; regulation of presynapse assembly. Gene Ontology annotation, molecular function: protein binding. The record is from RefSeq and is a predicted model, not a curated record.
CUUCACACGGAAGAAUUGUCCUCAGCUGUCUUCACUGCAGAUAAAACCAAACUAAAUUUAUACAGAGGAAAAAUAAACAGAUUUAUUGGAUAGUUUCGUUUGUAAUUUUGCCGUGUUAAGCCAAAGAACCCCGGACUUGCAUUUCAACUAACGAAGUGGCAUUUUCCAAGGAAAGAAAGGUGGAAAAACUGUGCACAACGGAACUGAAUGGGACAUUCAAAGCCUCAGAAGAGUUCACCGAUGAAGCUCAGAGUUAAAUAACCUGUGACAUUUAUCUCAGAACACAAAUCGGAGAUGAGAUCGCCCUAUAACAUAACGUUACAUCGCUGAUGAAGAAAGAGAGAGAGAUAGAGAGAGAGAGAGAGAGCACACGGAUGCGCGCGCGCUCCCGGUGCGGCACUCAGCGCGCUCAACAGCUCGUGCCUCCUCCAUCCCAACCCUCUCCGCCAACGCCGUCUCUCCAAUCUCUGCCCUCUCCCUCCCUGCUCGCUUUUCUUAAAGCUCAUUUCCGUGACGAUCCGAAGCUUUUCUCCGGCACGAUGAGAGACGCGAGCAGCGCAGCAGUGGGACGAACCGAACAGAACCGCACGAAGCGGAACUGAGCUCCAGAACUGAACGAACCGGCAUCAUAAACAAACCUUUAUAGAAAAAAAAAAAAAAAAAGAUUUAAUUCAAAUCACGUCUUCAUCUUCUCUCUUCUUGGUCUUAGAGAGCGAGAGAGAGAGAGAGACCGAAAGAGAGGGAGAGCGAUAGGGGAAAAGCACAGGAAAUCUUUAAACUCGUCUUAUAUCGGAUGCUCCGGUGAAAAAAAGCCAACCAUCGGAGGCAACCUGGGACCACCCGUCUCCAAACCCUGGAGAUGUAAAGUUGGACACCACUAAAACCGAUGCUGUGAAGUGGCUCUCAGCCUUAACUUCAUCAGGACUCGGCGGAAGGAUGCUGUGGUUUACCCUGCUAAGCACAAUAGCUUUAGGAUGGACUACGCCGAUCCCUCUGUUGGACGAGUCGGAAGAAAUAGAUGAGCCUUGCUUUGACCCUUGCUACUGUGAAGUCAAGGAGGGUAUUUUCCACGUCCACUGCGACAGCAAAGGAUUUACAAAUGUCAGCCAGAUCUCCCAGACGUGGACGAGACCCUUUAAACUCAAUCUGGCGAAGAACUCCAUGCGCAAGCUGUAUUUUAACAGCUUUUUGCACCUCAACAAUGCUGUGUCACUCAAUCUGGGGAAUAAUGCGCUACAGGACAUACAUGUGGGCGCGUUCAAUGGCCUGAGCAUCUUGAAAAAACUGUUUCUGCAUGAAAACAAACUGGAGGUGUUCAGGAAUGACACUUUUAUGGGGCUGGAGAGCCUCGAGUAUCUUCAGGCGGAUUACAACGUCAUCAAGAGAAUAGAGAGCGGGGCGUUUCGCAACCUGCACAAACUCAGAGUACUUAUUUUGAACGACAAUUUGAUACCCGUGCUACCCAAUUUAUUAUUCAGGUCCGUAUCUCUCACGCACCUUGACUUACGUGGCAACCGCUUGAGAAUUCUACCCUAUAAAGGGACGUUGGAAUACAUCGGUCGCAGCUUGAUGGAGAUCCAGCUAGAGGAAAAUCCAUGGAACUGUGUGUGUGACAUUGUGCAGCUCAAAACCUGGCUGGAGCGCAUCCCCUACACGGCACUGGUGGGUGACAUAACGUGUGAAUACCCUUUUCAUUUACACGGUAAGGACCUUCGUGAGAUCAAGAGAAGCGAACUUUGUCCUUUACUCUCUGAAGCAGAGCUGGAGGCCAAACAUGGCAUUCCCAGAUUACCGUUUAAUAAUGAAAAUGUCUGGCCCACCAAGCCUUCGUCUAUGCUGUCAUCUUUUCAUAACACAGCCUCCUCAGUAGAGUACAGAGAGAGACACGUAAAGCCGACUAAACGGUCCAGACCCACAAAAACACCACCCACUCCUCGUAGCAUUUACCCAGGGCUGAAUCAGCCUCCAGUCGCUGCCUACCAGACCAGACCCCCUAUACCAAUCAUUUGUCCGACAGGGUGCAUGUGCAAUUUACACAUCAAUGACUUGGGCCUCACUGUCAAUUGUAAAGAGAAAAGCUUCCACAACAUUUCUGAGCUGCUGCCACGACCACUCAAUGCCAAGAAACUCUAUCUAAGUGGGAAUUUGAUUCAGAAAAUUUACAGGUCGGAUUUUUGGAACUUCUCUAGCUUGGAUUUAUUGCACUUGGGUAACAAUCGGAUAUCAUAUGUUCAAGAAGGCGCCUUUAUGAACCUACCUAAUUUGAAAAGCUUAUACUUGAAUGGCAACGACAUUGAAAGGCUCACUCCAGGCAUGUUCCGUGGUCUGCAGGCGCUUAAUUACCUGUACUUCGAGUACAAUGUCAUUCGAGAGAUUCAACCGGCCGCCUUUAGCCUCAUGCCAAACCUGCAGUUGGUUUUUCUCAAUGACAACCUGCUGCGCACCCUGCCCGUGGAUGCUUUUGCUGGUACCUCCCUGGCUAGGCUCAACCUGCGCAACAACUACUUUCUGUACCUUCCCGUGAGCGGAGUCCUGGAGCAUCUCCACUCCAUCGUUCAAAUCGACCUUCACCAGAAUCCUUGGGACUGCUCUUGCGACAUCAUCCCACUCAAGCAGUGGAUCGAGAAGCUCAGCUCCGUCAUUGUUGUGGGGGAAGUGACCUGCAAGACCCCGGACUUCGCUCUUGGCAAGGAUCUGCGCACCCUAGAGGCUGAGGUCAUCUGCCCAGAGUUGAAAUUCACCGCUUCUCCAGUUCUGCCCAAUGACAUGACAGCCACCAGCGGCUCUGAGUUAGGACAAGCGCCAGUGACGGGAGCUGUUCCGCUUUCUGUGCUGAUUCUGAGCCUACUGAUUCUCUUCAUCUCCUCCGUGUUUGUGGCUGCCGGUCUCUUCGCAUUCGUCCUGCGGAGGCGAAAGAAACUUCCCUUCAGGAAGCGUCAGGAGGUGGACCUUACAGGCAUUCAAAUGCAGUGCAAGAUCUUUGAAGAGAGGCAGACCGCCUCGCCUGAGAAGCCACCCGGUCACGUCUAUGACUACAUCCCCCAUCCCGUUACUCAAAUGUGUAACAAUCCAAUUUACAAACCACGAGAAGGAGAGAUCGAGGGCGAGCAGUUUGCAGAAACCAAGGAAAAUAACAGUAAUUAUCGAACUCUUCUGGAGAAAGAGAAGGAAUGGACGAUGGCUGUGUCCAAUUCCCAGCUCAACACCAUUGUCACCAUCAAUCAGUCAGGUGACAUGGCAGGCUUUCACGAGAACGGAGUGCUUUGCCCUACCGUGAUUGACAGCCAGAGACCGACCCCUACGGUGGGUUUUGUAGACUGCCUGUACGGCACUGUUCCCAAAUUAAAGGACAUGCACGUUGCACACGCACAUCCCCCCGGAAUGCAAUACCCUGAUUUACAGCAAGACGCCAGAUUAAAAGAAACAUUACUUUUCACUGCGGGGAAAGGAUUCCCUGAGCAAACCCAAAGUGAAUACCUCGAGUUAAGGGCAAAACUCCAAACCAAGCCGGAUUACCUCGAAGUCUUGGAGAAAUCGUAUAGAUUCUAAUUGAAUAGGAAACAAAAAAAAGAGAGUAAACUCACUUACACAAACUCCCCCCCUCCACGCCCAAAAAGAAUACGUAUCAAAAAAGGAGCAUGGCAAAAUUAUAUGUUUCACACACGUACACAUACACACUCUCACACACAUUUCCCCCAAGUCGCUUUUGGAGGAAAGGCCAUACUCAGAUUUUUCAAUGAAGUGCCUUUUUUUCAGAGUAGCCAGCAAUGUUACCACCCAUUAUUUUUGUACGGAACAGAUUUGUUGUUGAACCUCCGGAGCGCCUGGCACAGUUUGUAGAAUAUUUGCAGUUUGCUGCAUGCAUCCGACUGCAGAAGGAGGUUACCGAGCAAAAACUUCACCUGCUAUAGAGAUACAGCGACGUAUUACCCGUUGAGUGGUCUAUUUAAUUUUCUAUGCCGCAAAAGACAGAGUUCUAUCUCAAGGACGCACCCGAGGAUCAAUAUUUGUGAAUAUCUAAUGACACUUCAAGAUUUUAUGGAGUUCAACGCACUUUCUUAAGAAAAAUGCUUCUGGAUACUAUCACUAACAGCUUUUUAGGAAGCACUUUUAAUGUUUUCUCUCUCUCACAAAGAUUUGACAAAGUUAAAAAUGUGCAUAUAUUUAUUCUGUAAUUUCAGUGAAAGAUUUAAUUGUAAAGGUAAUGUUAAAUCAAUGUAUAGUGAUUAUGCGUCUGGUAUAGCCUUCUUAAUAAAAAUACAAAGUCUUAAAUCAAAUAAAAAGGGUACCAAUGCA